Messenger RNA from Eriocheir sinensis (Chinese mitten crab), 12394 nucleotides. RefSeq names its product insulin receptor substrate 2-like (gene chico). Gene Ontology annotation, cellular component: cytosol; plasma membrane. NCBI's taxonomy places the organism in Eukaryota, Metazoa, Arthropoda, Malacostraca, Decapoda, Varunidae. The coding region runs from base 1406 to 6211 and encodes 1601 amino acids. Gene Ontology annotation, biological process: insulin receptor signaling pathway. The record is from RefSeq and is a predicted model, not a curated record. Gene Ontology annotation, molecular function: insulin receptor binding; phosphatidylinositol 3-kinase binding. The transcript has 16 exons.
CCCCACGUGACCUUGUCUGUAAGAUGGAGGCUGGCUGCUCAACCCCAUGGCGCAGUGCUCUUAUUUUUCACUGAAAUGGCCGGAUUAAGCGAUGUCCGCCAGUCGAGUGUGUUGCGGCGGGCUGUGCGAACAUGUAGUGCAGCGUUCGGUGUUGGAAAAGAGCGGUGAUGACAGUGCUGGAGGAGGAAGUGAAAAUAGCCAUGGCAGUUCAUAUGUUUGAAAUGGUCUGUGAAUCGCCACCUUAAAGACGAUGAGCUCUAGUGCAUACCUCAUCAUGUAUUGACAGAAAAGAUACACUUGCCCAUAACAUGAAACGCAAGCCCAAAUAUUGUGACGGAACAGAGACAGUCUGAAAAAACAAUGGGCCCGUGACUUAGUGGUGGCCUAGCUUGACUGAGGCGGCAGCUCCUCCUCGUGUUGCGGCAAGCUAUAGGAAAGGUGCAGCUCCUGGCAGCCUAUCAUGAACACCACUGGUUGGCUCACAAGGCCGUUGGACCACUUUAGGAUUUGUGGUGCAGGCCGCUCUGAGCUGCCGAGUGCUGCCCUCUGGUGGUGGUGAAGUAUAUCUGUGGCGGCAGCUAAGGUGUGUCACGUUGAGCGGAAAAGAGUGAAAAAAAAGUGAAUUUACGCGUUGAAAAUCAUACUAGAUACCAAGUGUGUGUGUGUGUGUGUGUGUUUUUCUACGUUACCACUCCGCUGAAAGUCAAGUUUUUUGGGGUUUGGUUGGUGUUGAGUGUGAAAGAAGAAAAAAAAAGAAGCAGACGCAGACUGUAAUUGUUGUUAUUGUUGUUGUUGUUUGUGGAAAAUGUCUACUACUUUUAAUAUUUUAAUACGAUAGGAGGAGAAGAGGAGGAAAGAAAAAUUUACGGAACUCGGUGAACCCUGAGAGAGAGAGAAAAAGAGAAAGAAAAUAAUCCCGGUUGUCAAGUCUUUAAGUUGCAUAUAUAUAUAUAAAAAAAAAAUAAAUAAAUAAAAGUCUAUAUUCAAGCCUGUCCGAAGAGAGAGAAGAAAAAAAAGGUUUAUUUGGAAGCGUACCUGCGGAGUGUUACCAUAUCAUUAAUUUCUAAGUCAUUACCUUUAGUUGGUUUGGGGUGGGGCUUGCCGGAAGUCCGCACGGCGAAUACUUAAAAUCACAAGCAAAAGAGAAGAAAAAUACCUGCUCGACCAAAUACCUACAGUGCUUACCAAGGAGGAGGCGCCAUUUCCUAGUCUUCCACUCAAUUCCUGGUGAUCUGAAACGCCGAUUAUAGAAAGAAAAACACCGAAAUUCGUCGCUGUGCUCGGAAGUAUAUCAUUCUCAACCACAGCUGCUGAAACGACACUAAAGCAACCAGCAUCAUCCUCACCGUCGUCAUCUCUGCAUUAUUGUCGCCCCAAGUCAGUCGAUUCCCCGCGGACUCUCAAGAUGAUGCAGAACAAAAGCCGCAACGCCGGUCAUGGCUGCAACAACGAGGACGUGGUCAAGAGCGGAUACCUGAAGAAGCUCAAGGUAAGAUUUCUGUGCUGGCUUUGUCUCGUUCUAAGUCGGACGAUGAAGAAGAAGUUUUUCGUGCUCCGCAAGGACACCGGACCCAACCACCCGGCGCGCCUUGAGUAUUACGACAGUGAGAAGAAGUUCUUAGCAGGAAUUCCACCAAAAAAGCCUAUUAUUCUAAGUACGUGUUUUAGCAUUAACCGCAAGAUGGACCCCAAGCACAGUCACGUCAUCGCGCUCUACACCAACAACGACUCCCUCAGCGUGGCGGCGGAGACCGAGACAGAGAUGAACGAGUGGCUGGGGUUCCUCAACGGCCACAUGAACAAGGCUGUGAGCGGCUCGGAAGGCCAGUCAAGGAAGGUGUAUGAGCAUGUGUGGUUGGUUGCCGUGCAGCCGCGAAGCCUCGGAAGCAGCAAGGGUCUGACUGGGGAGCAUCACAUCUGCCUCACCUACAAGUCCAUCGCGCUGGUCAGGGUCGGGGACUGUUCCAAGAAGAUCGAGUUCCCGCUGAACUGCAUCCGGCGCUGCGGCCACACGGGGUCGUUCUUCUUCCUGGGUCUGGGUCGGUCGGCCGUCACUGGUGCGGGGGACAUCUGGAUGCACACCGAGGAUGCUGUCAUAGCGGAAAACAUGCACAGUAUCAUCAGGAAGGCGAUGCAUGACCCGUGCAACAACAUGAACGAGGACAUUGGCCCCAGAACGCGCACUCACUCAGUCUCAAACAACCGUUCCUUCGAUGGCGGCGGCAACACCAGUACCAGGGAGCGCUGUGGCAGCAUGCCGUCGCGUAGCCGUACCAGCAGCGAAGGCUCAGUUCAGAACGCGCCCAGCAAGCUCCAGGCGGCGAACUGCUCCCACCAGCUGGACGGCCCGCUCUGCCUGCACGUCACGAGGCCCCAGUCAAUGUACUCCCCCUCACUGUCGUCGUCGUGUUCCCCGCCUUUCUAUGUCUUGUUCAGUCCCAGCUCCAGCGAGUCAGUGGAGUCCAACACCUCAGUGGACGAGCUGGACGGGCUGCCGGGGGGACACAACUUCGACAACAACACCGACUUGGGCCUAUGUAGCGUCGAGGAGGACAACUACAUGCAAAUGCAGGGAGGGAGUGUGGAGAGCGGGUCAGGCUUCCACCACCCUCACCCCCACCCUCACCCGCCCUUCUCCCUCCCUAUAAGCAGCUCCCGGGUCAUGGGGGCAUCGCUAAGUACAGGCCUCGUGUCACCAGUGAGUGGGUGUGGCAGCGAGGGCCCAACUUUACAAUCGCCGCAAGAUAACUACCUUGACAUGGCCAGUCCCUCGGAGCGCAAGCACCUUGGACUCCCCGGGCUGUCGUCGGAUCAGAGCUACAUGUGCAUGGAUCGGCAGACUCAAGGGAACCAGGGCUCCGAGAGUUCUGGAUACAUGCCCAUGGCGCCGCUCAACUCCCCCGGCAACGUUCACCCUUCCUGGCCUUCCUACUUAUCUAGUCAGGUUUCCUCUCCACCCGGCUCUGUAAGUCACUCCCGGAUUCCCAGUCUGGUGGAUGAGAACACCGACAACUAUCUCUCAAUGGUGCCCCAGAGCCAUGGUGGAGAGCCCAGUCAUGGCGAGAUCAGUGCCAGGGACCGAACGGAGGCCUACCUGAACAUGACUCCCACUCCUGCGCUUCCCACACCCAUCCCCUACAGCCCCUCGGAAGAGAUGUCCCCGGGCAGCAGCUGUUCCUUCACCUCAGGCACCCCCUCGUCCGACCACCGCUUCCCCGACUUCAUAGUGGAUAAAACCGGCAGUGGCUCCUAUUACGGCUGCUCAGAAGACGACGACUCCUCACUAGACAGGCCGAUAAGAACCAAUUCCGUGGGCUCUAAACCCGAGCAGUACCGAAGCCGUAAAAACAGACUGGAGGUGAGCCCAGCCGAACCUGCCCGUGUUCGAGCCUUCUCUGUGGGGUCACGAGUCAGCCUCAGGCUCGGGGGUGGCAGAGCUGGCCAGGUGACAAGUGGCACCAUAGGAGCCACGUCUGCUUCCAUCACCGAAUUUUCUCCUUCUAUUAAGGAGAAGGGCAAACAAGUUAAAAGCAAAUCCACAAGUGCCCCAAUCUUAGGGUCGUCGCCAAUCUCCAACUCCUGGUCUGGGACUCCUGGGACCUUCUUCAGGGGGUUCCUGCAGGCCCAGAGUCAGGAACGCAAUGAAGACCUCAUGGAGUUCGACUUCACCAAGAACAAAAGCUGCGACAGCAUAUCCGCCGAGAAGGAGAAGAAGAGCAGCAGCUUUGAGAGCAUCAAGAGGACGCUGACGGGACAGAGGCAUCGCUCCAACUCUAAAUCCUCAGGGAAUGGCAAGUCGUCUAUGUUUGACUCCAUAAAGCGGGACAAGAAAAAGUCAGAGAGUGAGUUGUCUAACAAGAGCAUCGACCUGUCGGAGAGGAAUCGCCUUCGUGAGGUUGACAUCAAUCCAAGUCCUCUUCGGAAGACCUCAGAGUCCCACGAAGGCUACCUCCCCAUGAAGCCCGCCAUCCUCUCCCAGUCACUGUGUACCUCAGAGUAUGUCGACAUGAGUAGUAGAGAGUCCUUGAAUCAUCAUUUUCCGGAACGCUACUUGAACAUGUCGGUCGGGGGCGAUAGGUUAGCUUGGCCUUCAGGGACACACGAGGACUAUGUAGAUAUGAGUCAAGGCAAGGGGUUGGGUCUACAUACCAUCCCUUCAGUCUCUUCGUCCUCUGUGAACUCAAACAGUUCAUCUUCUGCUGGUGCUAGAGUCAGAAAGAUUUCGUCCACUAUAAAUCCGAUGUCUUCCCAAGACAGUUCUCAACUGGACGAGUACAUGACUGUAGACCUUCGUAGUAACGCCGACUCUUCCUCUCAUUCCCACGACGGAGACAAAAGUAGGAAAAAGGACAAGAAAAGUAUGAAGAGAAAGUCAUUCAAGGAUAGUAGCAAGAAGAAAAAGUCUGACCCCAUCAGUGUCACGGGAAGGGGCGGUGACGCUGAGGGAAGUCACGAGGUCACCAAGAAAGGCACGAGCCCAUUGCAGUCUAUCACCACCUUCUGGGGUCGGAAAAACUCCUCGGGCACCACUCCCCCCAAGACCCCGCUCUCCCCCACCGGCAGCCCUUUGCCCAAGCCAAGUCGAGGCACACCUAGUCCGUUUUCAAGUCUCACUCGGAGUAAGAAUCGCGACGACAGAGACAGUCGUAAAGAGUCCGCGAGUAAGGAGAGUGUUGGGGGCAUGACCUCCAGCGUUAGCUCAGUCAUCGGCACGAGUUGCAUCGAAGAGUCAAGUCGAGAAGCUGAGGAGAGUGCCAUAUUAGGUGAUGGCUCAGGCAUCACCUCUUCCUCACAACCAGUUCCUAAUAUUACCGAACCAAUGAGUACGCAAAGAGAAGCUGCCAGCAGCAGUGGUUCCAAGAGGUCGUCAGGGAUAUUCGAAACACCUCACGCGGACGCCAUGGAGGAGAGUCAGUCAGCAUCCGCCACAGAGUCACCCAGACCGACCACCGGAAGUGUUAGUCAACCGCCAACUUCCAGCGGCAGCGAUCAAGGGGCGUACGUGAACCUGACUCCCGCCACAUGUGAGAAGAGCCUCCUAGUGGACAGUAGACAACGAAAGCUAUCCGACAUCCCCGCCUCGUCAGAUUACAUGAAUAUAUCCCCAUUGGGUUCGAGUAAACCUCCCGAGAGCGACCCACCACAGUCCAGGGAGUAUAUGAACAUGUGUCCUGGGAGCCUUCCAGAGCUUACCCCAGCCCCUACCACUCCAACACCUCCCCAGCCUCUUCCUGCCCCCAGUGAGUCAUCCACCGCAGCAAAGAGUGAUGACGCAGAGAAGAGUGACAAGGGAGAUAAAGACACGCAAAGCACAGCAGGAGCGACUGUCUCAAGGCUGCAGACGCUAAAGGACGUGAAAGGGUUAAGUGUGAGCUGUGCGGGGCAGUCAGAGGGUGGCAACGAAGAGAGCGGGUACCUGCUCAUGACCCCCGGACAGCCCUCGCCCAAGCCUCUCUCCCCCCAGACUGUUACCCACCGGCCAGACAUUCCUGUGACUCUUCUUGACCACUCAAACCCAAGCCUCACCGCCACGCUUGAAAGACUUAAUCUAAACAACUCAGGAGCAAACAAUGGCACUGAGCGAUGCCGGAGCCACAGCGGUCCGGGAGCCCCCGAGGGAAGUGCAGUCAGUAGUGAGGUGCGUGUCAAGAAGCAGUUGUCGGAGCCCCGGGCCGGCUCAAGCAGCACAGGGAACAGUGAGAGGGCAGCGUCGGCCUGCUCCUCACCCGUGUCAUACUCACCGCCCACCUCACCAACGCUGGGCGGCUCUGUGUCCUCUGUGUCGUCCCUGAGUGAAGGGGGGUUGUCGUCGGCGUCCUCCACGUGUACGGUGGUCAACGUGGGCGUGGCACGGAGGGAGGCGGCGGCGGCAGGGGGGGCGGGCAGAGUUACCGACACACAGGCAGACUCAACAGUGCAUUCCACUGCUGCUGCUGCAUCCAGUCAGCAGUCCCUAAGUGCUGUUGGUGGUGGUAGUAAAGACAGUGGGCUGAAUUAUGUGUCAUUGGACCUUGGUCCCUCUAAGACUGUGGGUUUGCGGCCCUCCCCGCGAACUGCCCGCCGUUCCAUCAGUGGGACCCCCGCCCCAAGCACGGCCACUCAGGAGCCAGUAGCGGAAGACGACGAUGAACCUCUCAGUUAUGCUCAAAUAGAUUUCACGAAGAGCGAAGGUUUGCGAACCACCUCGCUCUCCCGUGACCAUCGACACUAACACGUUCUCCUUCCUGUACAGUAGGUCAGAGUGAUUCUUUUCCUAUCCUCCUGGGUACAUCAAGUUUGUAUAUUGUGGCUGAUAAGCUCACAUUAAAUGUUAUUGACCUGUGAAGUUGUCUUCAGUGUACACACUGAUUUAAAAGUUUCUAUACAUUUUUCAACGAUAAAAAGAUGGAAAGAUUGAUUAUUUAGUUUUUGUAGGGCCUCACUUUUGAGUAAUUUGAAUGAUUAUAUGAAAUUGUUACUUUUGUUUCCUUAAUAAGUGUCAAUUUGUUCAGUGCAGCUGGUGCAUAUUUAGUCAUUAUUCUCUUAUUUGGUGUUCACUGUGGCUGGUUCACACAAUUAUGCUGUCUGUCAAAACCAUCCUUGGGAGGAGUCUUGGGGGAGUACAUUCCAGUGAUGAUGUGAUUCAUUGGCACUCUGUUGAUGUUGUGGAGGGCAUCUGCCGCUCCUCGCUGCCUGUCUGUCACUCCGACCUAGGACGAGGGAGCCUAAGAAUAAGAAUAAGCUUCAAGAUGUUCGGUUUAUGUUCUGUCACGAGGAUGGCAAUUACAAUUUUCCAAAACAGUUACCAUAGAAUGUGUCCCUAUAUAUAUUUAUUAGUGUAUCAUAAAAAUUAUCACUUUAAUUCCUAUGACGACUAUUCAUAUGUAAAGUAAUACGUUUACGAAUACCACAAAACAAGACUUGCAUUGUGUUAAGGUGACAUUUGUUGAGGCAGCGUCACGUAACAUAUCUCGGUGAUUUUUUCCCUUUGAAUAACAUCUAAGCGUUACAUUAUCUAGACAAUUUACUUCCUUGUUUUUAUCUUCUUGUUACUUUUGUUCUAAGAUGCCGGCAUUAGGCAGUGAGCAUUUAUUUGUGCAUUCAAGAGAGGAUAUAAAUUUAAUUGGAGAGAAAUUAUACAAAUCAUUAUUUCAAUAGUAAUAGUUGUGUUUCAUGUACUGCUCUCAGGCAGUGGUGUUGAAGCAGGCUGUUCAGUCAGACCUAGCCGGGAUCAUGACGUUGUAAAAGUAUAGGAAUGUAUUAAUUUCAGUUCUUUUAAUCAUCACUCGAGGCACGUAUCCUCCUGCUAUCAUCAUGUUUGUGUCUGGUUAAUGAAUAAGGAAAUUGAAUCCGAAGAUGUUCAUUCGGAAAACUCAUGAGAUCAAUAACUUUGUAUUUGCAUCAGUAGAACCAUGAAACUAAAUGUGAAGGUCAGGUCAACAAGUCUUAUGGUGGAUUGGCUUGGCCUGCGGUGUUAUGGACUCAAUCAGUGUAUGGCGUUGUUGAUACCUAUGCAGAAGGACAAGGAUUCAGAUCUUCAAGUCGCUUGUGCUCACAGUUUUACUUUAUGGCAGUGUGACAUUUCAAGAAGGGAAAGACUCAGAUGGUUUGGACAUGUAAAGAGAGCAGGUGAGGAUACAGUGCUGGGAGUUGUGGAGAGAUUAGAGGUAGAAGAAAGGAGACCAGUUGGUAGACCUUGGAAAAUGUGGAGAAGGUGUAUACAGGAAGACUUGGCAUUGAUGGGAUUGGAUGAACAUCAGGCAGAAGAAAGAGUAGAAUGGAGGAGAGCCAUAAAGCGUCCAACCUCUCGGCAAGAGUGAAAAUGGAUGUUAAACAAAAUUAUGAUGAUGAUUAUUAUUGUAUUUUUUUUGAUGAACUAGUGACUUGAAGAAGCAAAUAGAUAUCUUUGGUCCUUUGGUAAUAAGUGCCUUUGCAGAAUCAUGGCGUACUGCUGGUAUGUCAAAUCAGUGACUACUCCAUGUGGCUGAAACGAGACCUAUUACCUGCAUAGUCCAAGAACUCCAACGCUGGCUAUGUGGUCAUGUUGCAUGUUACCAAAACUCAACCUUGCUCAUUGGGUUGUAUCCGUAAGAGACAAUCCUGUGUGGAGGAGGCCAAAGGGGCUUAAGGAAGUUGAUGGAUCUUGCCAUAUGUUAGUUCGAGAAGGGGGCUGCUUGGAGACUUGCUCAGGGAACUCAUGGCAACAGGGUCGUAGGGUGGGUGAGGCAUGGUGCCCCUCAAUGUAAGCUCCCAUUGAUUGAUUGAUUGCUAUAUGAGAUGUGUUUGGCCAAGGCAGCUGAGAAAUUGAAUAUGUAUGCAAGAUCCUCAGUUUAGCUAAAGAGGGAGCAAUGUUCCAUCAAAGAAAAGUUUUGUUGCAUUCUUUAUAGUGAGAAAGUCUAUGCUGUGUAAGUAAUUCGAGACCUUCCUGUGUAAUUUGGGUAAGGCAGCUAAGAAAUUGAAUAUGUAUGCAAGAUCCUCAGUUUAGCUAAAGAGGGAGCAACGUUCCAUCAAAGAAAGGUUUUGUUGCAUUCUUUAUAGUGAGAAAGUCUAUGCUGUGUAAGUAAUUCGAGACCUUCCUGUGUAAUUUGGAUAAGGCAGCUAAGAAAUUGAAUAUGUAUGCAAGAUCCUCAGUUUAGCUAAAGAGGGAGCAAUGUUCCAUCAAAGAAAGGUUUUGUUGCAUUCUUUAUAGUGAGGAAGUCUAUGCUGUGUAAGUAAUUCGAGAAUUUCCUGUGUAAUUUGGAUAAGGCAGCUAAGAAAUUGAAUAUGUAUGCAAGAUCCUCAGUUUAGCUAAAGAGGGAGCAACGUUCCAUCAAAGAAAGGUUUUGUUGCAUUCUUUAUAGUGAGAAAGUCUAUGCUGUGUAAGUAAUUUGAGACCUUCCUGUGUAAUAUGGGUAAGGCAGCUAAGAAAUUGAAUAUGUAUGCAAGAUCCUCAGUUUAGCUAAAGAGGGAGCAACGUUCCAUCAAAGAAAGGUUUUGUUGCAUUCUUUAUAGUGAGAAAGUUUAUGCUGUGUAAGUAAUUUGAGAUUUUCCUUUGUAUUUUGAAUAAGGCAGCUAAGAAAUAAAAUAUGUAUGCAAGAUCCUCAGUGUAGCUAAAGAAAAAAGAGAGCAGCUUCCAUCAAAGAAAGGUUUGUGACAUCAUUCAUUAUUGUGAGAACGUUGAUGCUGUAUUAAUUUGAGACCUUCCUUUGUAUUUCGGCCGAGGCAGCUAAGAAAUAAAACAUGCAAAAUCCUCAGGUUAGCUAAAGAUGGAGUAACGUUCCAUCAAAGAAAGGUUUUGCUACAUCAUUCUUUACUGUGAGAAAGUCUAUGCUGUGUAAAGUAAUUUGAGACUUUCCUUUGUCCAUUUUAACUUGGUGAUUCUAAAGUUGUGAUGCAAAAGUGUGUACCACCAUGAGUACCUGUCAAGGUUUGCCAGGAAAAUCACAUCACUGGAAUACCUGACCCAGAUCCAUGUUUAUCAAUGUUCUAAAAUUUAUGAGUGAAGACCAUCAAUAUUUUUUGUGCAUGAGGUUUCCACUAGACUUGAUGAAUUGUUGUGUCGUUUAAGGAUGUGUUGGAUCCUCCUUCGGGUUCUGUUGAGUACUGGAUAGCAUUGCACUGUCCUCACGGCUGGCAUCUUCAACCUUCCUAUUUCCGAGUCAGUUGUUUUGUGAUACCCAGUGGCAUCAGUCUAUGGCAUUUAAGUCCAGUUUUCAAAUACUGUUAUAUUUUGUUAUUAUGAACCAUAUGAAUACUACCAAUUCCCUGUUAAGCUAUAGUUCUGUGUACACAUGUACUCUGAGGAAGUUGUAUUAUGUACAGUAUUUAUUUAUCAUAUUGUAUAGUUACAAUUAAGUAAACAUGAUCUACAGAAUGUUCCAUUUAUCUUGAGACCAUUGACACUAAUUAGUAAGAGACUCGUAAAUUAUUUUAUUUAUUGAUUCAUUUUGUGUUUAUAUAUAUUUAUGUUUUGGUUGAAUAAGUGAAUACAGCUACUCAUGAUAUGGCAGCAAAAUCAUUCUCGAAGUUAAAUUUUACUUGAUGAAAUUUUUAAAUGCUUACAAACAGACAAGCUUGUUGCUUAGUCAAUGAUGAAAUACAUUGACCACACACACUCCAGAGCACAUCAGGUCAUUUCAUUUGGAGACACAAGGACAGAAUAAAGUGCAGCAGUAUUUACUUAUGGCUGACAAGGGAGAACAUUGAUUUUGUUUAUUUAUCGUCCUCACGGCAUCGGGCCGCCAGAUCAAUACUCAGCAGCAUGACGGAGCAGCUCGGCCGACACUUUCUCAUGUGAUCAUGCAGAGAGUCCUGUGAGAGCAUCAAUCUGUUGCCUUGAAAUAUGCAUGAUGUACAUAUAGCCGUGUAUUUUCCAAGUUAAUCGUCGUCGGAACCGCCAUGGUUUGGACAACUCCUGAAGUUCCUCAAGUUAUUAACCCUUUGCAGAACUACGACUCAAUAUGAAGCAGUGUGGGGGGGUUGGAGGGUGUAUCCUUGCCAACCACAGCCCUGCCAUACCCUGGAAUUAUGACAGUGAGGGUCGAAAGCAUGAAAAAGUCUUCUAUCUUCAUAUAGGAAAUCAUACAUACAUUCAUUAUACAGAUGUCAUUCAGAUUCCCAUUAUUGAUUAUUGAUUUCCAGUUCAAUAUAAUCAGUGUAUGUCAGUGUGAUUAUUAGCCUUUUUUUAUCCAUCAGACCUUACUCCAGUCCCUCCCUUACUAAGAGAUGUCAUCUAUCACCAACUCAAAACCAAUGGCAGCUUUUAAAUUCUUACCUUGGUUGAAUUCCUUAUACUUUACUUCAUGUACUUUUUUCUUGGGAUAUUUGCACCAUAUUAAUGAAUUAAUUAAUAUGCCAGAUAUAGUCAUUAACCCAUAAAUGUGGCUCAUGGAAAACUCUUUGGGAAUAAGGAACUAAUAGGAAUUGACAGGAAAAGACAGCUUGUGUUGUAUGGGCAUGUACAUUGAAGGAAUGAAAAAAAUGCAUUAUUUAGAACUUGUAAUAGUGAAAAAAAAGCAUUACAGUCAUCCCUCAAAUAGCACGGUUUCCAAUAGUUCAGUUUCAGUUUUAUACAGAUUGUCGUAGAAGAUCUUUUAGGAUUUUAAAAUUUCCUGCUCAUCGAGAAAAUUUAAAAAUCCUAAAAAAUCUUCUUAGAAAAUCCACAUAAAACCAAAACCAAACUAUUGAAAGCCGUACUAUUUGAGGGACAACUGUAUUUAGAACUCGUAAUGGUGAAAAACAGCAUUAUUUAGAACUCGUAAUGGUGAAAAAAAGCAUUAUUUAGAACUUGUAAUGGUGAAAAAAAGCAUUAUUUAGAACUUGUAAUGGUGGAAAAAAGCAUUAUUUAGAACUUGUAAUGGUGAAAAAAGCAUUAUUUAGAACUUGUAAUGGUGGAAAAAAGCAUUAUUUAGAACUCAUAAUGGUGAAAAAAAGCAUUAUUUAGAACUCGUAAUGGCGAGCUGUGGCAUUUUCGUACGUCCUUAUUUCAGAGGCAGCUGCGAGAGACUUUGAGCAGUCGGUGUGUUCAUGAAAAAGGGAAUUAUUUAGAACUCGUAAUUGUGGCAAGGUGGCAUUUUUGUGCGCCCUUAUUUCAGAGGUGAGAAACUUUUGAUCAGUCAGUGUGUACAUGAAAAAGGGAAUUAUUUAGAACUUGUAAUUGUGGCAAGGUGGCAUUUUUGUACGGCUUAUUUCAGAGGCGAGAAACUUUCGAGCAAUCAAUAUGUUCAUGAAAAAGGGAAUUAUUUAGAACUUAUAAUUGUGGCAAGGUGGCAUUUUUGUACGGCUUAUUUCAGAGGCGAGAAUCUUUCGAGCAAUCAAUAUGUUCAUGGAAAAGGGAAUUAUUAAGAACUCGUAAUUGUGGCAAGGUGGCAUUUUUGUACGGCUUAUUUCAGAGGCGAGAAUCUUUCGAGCAAUCAAUAUGUUCAUGGAAAAGGGAAUUAUUAAGAACUCGUAAUUGUGGCAAGGUGGCAUUUUUGUACGCCUUAUUUCAGAGGCGAGAAACUUUUGAGCAGUCAAUAUGUUCAUGGAAAAGGGAAUUAUUUAGAACUCGUAAUUGUGGCAAGGUGGCAUUUUUGUACGCCUUAUUUCAGAGGCGAGAAACUUUUGAGCAGUCAAUAUGUUCAUGGAAAAGGGAAUUAUUUAGAACUCGUAAUUGUGGCAAGGUGGCAUUUUCGUAUGGCCUUAUUUCAGAGGCGAGAAACUUUUGAGCAGUCAGUGUGUUCGUCACAAGUCAAUCUUCUACCUGCAUGUUAUACCACAGUACACAAGCUUCUUGCAGCCGAGCAGCCUACUAAAGAUUCAUGUCAUUAUUAUAUGGCCUUUUUUUUCACUCUGUCCUAUUGUACAUGUCUCUCUCCCUCUCUCGCUUCCUACACCCACGCAAAUCAAAACUGUAAAUGAUUUAUAACAUUAAGUAACUAAGUAAAAGAUGUGAAGA